GAUUCAUCCAAUGAAAGACUCGCACUACCGGAACUACCACACAUUUAAACCAUUGGCGGUGCAGAAUUUAUAUUUGAAAGAGCGAGCAGUGUUUGGGAACUCUGUCGAAAUCUUUUAUCCAUACGUGGUCGAAAUGGACUCGCUUCUUUCCAAAUAUCUUGUUGGGGUAACCAUACAAAUCAGUCGGAGCAACGGACGAAUCCAUGGAGCCACCGUGAAAGCCUUUGACCCAUGUAGGUCCUCGGUGAUCGUAGAGUGGCAAGAAAAGGACGACAAAUUACUCUCAAAGGAGAUUAGCUUGAACGAACUACACCCCCUCAACCCAGAACUGCAGGAUCAAAUCAAUGCUGCUGCUGCUGCCGAAACCGGGGUCCUCCCUACUACAGUACCAGAAAAGACUUAUGGUGGUCGGCUGCGCUCCAGGAUCCCAGCCCCUUCCUCCUCCACUACUCCGUCAGCCUCGAAGAGAGAGGAGGCAGAAGAGAAAGUUGCUAGGAAGACGAUCAAGCCUUCUGAUUUAUACCAGUUUGCUGCCUGUGCACCACCCCAGAGUCUGGAGGUCCUUGCAUCGGUCAAAUCCUCGUUGACGGCGAUUAACCUGAACAAGAAGGACGAGUUCAAGCAGCCGUCCCCGGCUCUGCCUCGGAGCAAAGACGCCGCCGGUGAGAACCGGGAUCCACAGAACCGACCCAAGGCGUCGUUGGCUGACGGGCGGAGGAGGACCAUGGCAGCACCGGACUCUUCCAAGGCCAGUAAAAGGAUGUCUGUUGUUAUCAAACCAGCCACACAGGGAAAAAGAGGAAAGUUUGCAGAGUUUAAACGACCCAACCAGAAGUUCUACGAGAUGGUCCAGGAUUUCAGGGAGACUCUUGAAAGUGUGCCCCUGUCAUUGACUGACAUGGUUGAAACCCAUAGGAUUUGUGUCUGCGUGCGCAAGCGACCGCUCAACAAACUAGAGGAGACCAGGAAGGACAUAGACGUGAUCUCCAUACCUGGGAACGGCUCUCUGCUGGUUCACGAGCCAAAGCAGAAGGUGGACCUCACCAAGUACUUGGAAAACCAGGCGUUCCAAUUUGACUACUCCUUUGACGAGACCACCACCAACGAGGUGGUCUACAGGUUCACAGCCAAACCCCUUGUGUAUGCUGCUUUUGAAGGAAGCAUGGCCACAUGUUUCGCCUAUGGCCAGACGGGAAGUGGAAAGACCCACACCAUGGGAGGGGACUUUCGUGGAAAAAACCAGAACAGCAGCACCGGCAUUUACUACUUUGCAGCCCGGGAUGUGUUCUCCCUGCUGAGCCACAGAAAAUACUCCCACCUCAAUCUUUCCCCAUACGUCAGCUUUUUUGAAAUUUACAACAGCAAGGUGUACGACCUGCUGAACGAUAAGGCGAAGCUGCGCGUGCUGGAGGACGAACGGCAGCAGAUGCAGGUGGUGGGCCUGGAGGAGGUCUUCGUCUCCGAGGCGGAAGACGUCAUCAAGUUGAUUGAGCUGGGCAGUGCGUGCAGGACGUCCGGGCAGACCUCGGCCAACGCCAACUCGUCCCGCUCCCACGCCGUCCUGCAGAUCGCCCUGCGCCGCAACGACCGCGCCGGCACCCUCUACAGCAAGUUCUCCCUGGUGGACCUGGCGGGCAACGAGCGCGGCCAGGACGUCAACAGCAACGACCGCAACACGCUGAACGAGACGGCCGAGAUCAACACCAGCCUGCUGGCACUGAAGGAAUGUAUUCGGUCCCUGGGACAGAACAAAGAUCACAUCCCCUUCAGGAUGAGCACUCUGACCAGGGUCCUUAGAGAUUCCUUCAUCGGAGAAAAGUCCAAGACUUGCAUGAUUGCCAUGGUCUCUCCAAGCAUGGCAUCAUGUGACUAUACCCUCAACACCCUACGCUAUGCAGACAGAGUCAAGGAGCUCAACGGAACCUCCAAAGCGAGUGCGGCAGCAAAGCAGCAAGAGCCCGUCAAUAGCUCUGCAGAAGAGAACUCCUCUGCAGAUUCCAGUGUGAACGAGGUCAUCUCUGAGGCAAUGGUGCUGAAGGACGAGUUUGACGAGGAACUUCAGAGCGUCAUUGAUGUUGCCAAGGAUCUAGAAACCGAUGACGCUAGUCUUCCCGUUCUGGUGGAUUGUGUCAAAAAGUUGUAUGGCACCGUGCUGGCACUGCAGGCCGCUGUGAAACUGGAGGGGCUGGCAGCUCGUUGCUGAAGAAACCGCUUGUCAUUAUGUCUUCACACUAAUGUUGUUUUUAUGAAUAUUUUUGUGUUUUCCUGUCUUUGUGUGUUCACACUUAUGUUGUUUUUAUCGAUAUUUUUGUGUAUUUUUCAAAUAAGAAAUAAAAUUAAGGGUCUUCCUCUAUAUGAGGUUGUGUUUUAUAGAAAACAAGCAAUGUUAGUGUUCAUAUUUCUAUCCCUAAAGUAAGACUAUAAAGAAAUAUAAUCUCGCGUCUAAUAACAAAUGUAUACUUUCAAGCAGGCGGUCUUCAUGUAUCUUUAAUCAAUAACAUGCUAAACCUGACUCACUGACAUAAUAAAUGAAUAAAAAAAUAAAUGAA
Gadus morhua (Atlantic cod) is the source of this 2549-nucleotide messenger RNA. RefSeq names its product kinesin family member 2C (gene kif2c). Gene Ontology annotation, cellular component: microtubule. Lineage: Eukaryota; Metazoa; Chordata; Actinopteri; Gadiformes; Gadidae. Gene Ontology annotation, biological process: microtubule depolymerization; microtubule-based movement. Gene Ontology annotation, molecular function: ATP binding; microtubule motor activity; microtubule binding. The record is from RefSeq and is a predicted model, not a curated record. Bases 11 to 2203 code for a protein of 730 amino acids. The transcript is spliced from 22 exons.